Molecule: messenger RNA, 396 nt
Organism: Engraulis encrasicolus (European anchovy)
Lineage: Eukaryota; Metazoa; Chordata; Actinopteri; Clupeiformes; Engraulidae
Product: NACHT, LRR and PYD domains-containing protein 12-like
Exons: 3
Coding region: 1-396 (131 amino acids)
Biological process (GO): intracellular signal transduction
Molecular function (GO): protein binding
Source: RefSeq, a predicted model, not a curated record
AUGAUAAAUGAGGCCCCUGGAAUGCUGUUGUCUGAUGAAGCAGAGAAAGCCUGUGAGUAUCUGACUUCAGUUCUGGGUGGAAACCCCUUACUCCUGACAGAGCUGGACCUGAGUGGGAAGAUUUCUGGAGACUCAGGAUUGAAGAAGCUCUGUGCUCUACUGAAGGAUUCACACUGCAGAGUCAAGACAUUGAAGUUGUCAGACUGUGGUGUAACAGGAGAAUUAUAUGCUGCUCUGACCAAAGCUCUCAAAUCAAACCCUUCACACCUGGAGGAGCUGGACCUGAGAGGAAACGACCCUGGAGACUCUGGAGUGGAGCUCCUCACUGAUUUACUGCAGGAUCCUACCUGUAAACUGCAGAGACUAAGGCAAGACCUGUUUACAUUGUACCAGUAA